AUGGCUCUCGCUUUGACUGGCUUGUUGGGGACCUGCGCUUUCGGAAUUUGCUAUUGGGAUCGCCGCACCCUACUAGGCAUCGCGCUGCAUUUUGGUGAGUUCCCGCUCCCUCCUUUCGGCUUCCCGGAAUUGUUACCAUUACACCAACACCCUUCCUACUGUGUCUCUCUCUCCUCUCGUCCUCCUCGCUCCCUCUCCCUCUCGUCCCCCUCCCUCCCUCUCCCUCUCGUCCCCCUCCCUCCCUCUCCCUCUCGUCCCCCUCCCUCCCUCUCCCUCUCGCCCCCCUCCCUCCUUUCUGCCCCCAUGAAUUGCUCUCAUUCCGCUCGCCCCUUUCCCCCGUUCGCUCCACUCUGA
Molecule: messenger RNA, 354 nt
Organism: Closterium sp. Yama58-4
Lineage: Eukaryota; Viridiplantae; Streptophyta; Zygnematophyceae; Desmidiales; Closteriaceae
Source: the annotation of a GenBank genome assembly